Cornus florida is the source of this 1755-nucleotide messenger RNA. RefSeq lists its product as uncharacterized. NCBI's taxonomy places the organism in Eukaryota, Viridiplantae, Streptophyta, Magnoliopsida, Cornales, Cornaceae. The transcript has a single exon. The record is from RefSeq and is a predicted model, not a curated record. Bases 171 to 1619 code for a protein of 482 amino acids.
UUCAGCUAAAAGGUAGUACUUUUUUGUCCAAUAAAACGUAGUACACCCUCCCUUCUCUGCGUACGCCAUCGUGUUCGACAAAACAAAACAGCGAAGGGAGUUUUUAGAGAGAGAGAGUGAGUGAGUGUAUGUUUUAGAGAGAGGGUGACUGUAUGUUUUAGAGAGAGAAAAUGGAACCUUACGGCAGCAGAACGGAGGCCGAGCGGUGGCUCGUCAUCGCCGAGAAGCUCCUCACGUCCCGCGACCUCCUCGGGAGCAAGACAUUUGCCAUUCGAGCCCGGGAGUCCGACCCGAGACUCGAACCCGCCGACCGGAUCCUCGCCGUCAUCGACACACUCCUCGCCGGCGACAAGCGGAUCAACAACCAGCGCGACUGGUACGCGAUCCUCCAACUCGUCUGCCAUACUCGCGACUCGGAACUCAUCGCGACUCAGUACCGCCGACUCGCCCUCCUGCUAAACCCUAGCAAGAACAAGCUCGCCUUCGCCGACGAAGCCUUCCAGCUCGUCUCCGACGCCUGGUCAGUCCUCUCCAACCCCUCCAAAAAAUCUCUGUACGACAAUGAGCUCAAUUUGUUCUCGAAGCUCGAUCCGAGUACAUCGAUCGGUUCGAGCCGUGGACAAGAACACCAGGAACAACAACAACACCAUAAUCAGCAAGAACAGAGCAUUAGGCGAAGCGCUAGGAAUAGCAAUGUGAGUAAUAGGGAGAAAAUUGUGAAUGAGGAUUCGGAAAUGCAUAACAUAUAUGAUGAAGUUUCGAGUUUUUGGACUGCAUGCCCUUAUUGUUAUAAUAUGUAUGAAUAUCCUAGGGUUUAUGAGGAGUGUACUCUCCGGUGUCAGAAUUGUAGGAGGGCAUUUCAUGCCGUGAUGAUUCCGUCGCCGCCACCGAUUUCCCAGGGGAAAGAAUCAUAUUUCUGUUGUUGGGGUUUUUUCCCGCUAGGUUUGUCAAUGUCAAAUUUGGGGAAAAAUAAGGGUGGGGGUUCUAAUUGGGCGCCUUUUUCGCCCAUGUUUAAUUGUCCUCGAGUUGGGGAAGGAAAUGUGAAUGUUGUGGAGGAAAAUGUGAGUGCUACAGCAAAGAAGCCGAAGAAUGUGAGCUCGCAGAAGAGCUCGGCUCCUAGGAUUUAUAUAGAUGAUGAUGAUGAAGAUUUUGUGCAAGUAUUGGAAUCAAGUGAGGAUUCUGAUGAUGAUGAUUGGGGUAGUACUAGAAAGAAGAGGAAAGCAAAGGAUGUGAAGGGGAAGGGUUUGGCUGGUAGAAAUGUUAAGAAACAGCAAGUUGAGAAAGGAAAGAGUGUUAAAGGGGGUAGCAGCGAAAAUUUGCAAGGUGGGUCUGUGAUGGAAGAGGGUAUGAGUGUGCCAAAUGUGUCAAACAUUGAGGUGAGUAAGAAAGCAGGGAGUAGUUCGAAGAGAACUGGAAAAGUUGCAAAGGAAAUGGGGAAGCUGGAUUUGAAUGUGGAAUUUAGUAAUGAGGUAGAAGAGCCUGUCCCAGGAAUGAGUGAAGGGCAUGGAGCAGGAAAUGGGGAGGAAGAUGGCAUUGGAUUUUUUGAAGGUCUUGAUGAAUUCCUGAGUAGUCUUCCGAUACUCUCCGUUGUGGGGGACGAUAAGGUUAAGGCUACCUAGUGAAGUAAGACUGUUUUUGUCGAUGUUGUAGUAGUAGUUAUCUGUAAGCUUGUAGCAAUAAAUAAUGUAGAGUAACUGACCAUCUUCUCUAAUGCUUUUGACGUAGUUAAAUUAAUUGUAUAUUUUUUGGCAAUGA